This is a messenger RNA of Equus caballus (horse), 2944 nucleotides long. RefSeq names its product tRNA splicing endonuclease subunit 15 (gene TSEN15). The record is from RefSeq and is a predicted model, not a curated record. Lineage: Eukaryota; Metazoa; Chordata; Mammalia; Perissodactyla; Equidae. Gene Ontology annotation, molecular function: nucleic acid binding. Gene Ontology annotation, biological process: tRNA splicing, via endonucleolytic cleavage and ligation.
UAAAACAGUUAGUUUAAAAUCCUCACAUGUCAGUUUCAACAUCUGAUUCAUCUCAGGGCCAGACUCAAGAAAAUAUACAUUUUCUUGAUUUUUCAUAUAUCAGUAAUUUUGAAUCAUAUCUUGGACUUUAUGAAUGAUAAGUGGUGGAGGUUCUGGAUUCUAUUAUUUUUCUAUGAUGAGUGUUAUUUCCUUUGUAUUAGUAGGUAAUUUUCUGGACUAGAUUUCAACUGCAAACUCUGCUUCUUGGGGGACAGCUCUAGUCUCAGAUCUUUUGUUUUUAAGCAAACUGCUGUGAUUCUGUUUCAGGUGGUUCAAGACCCCUCAGAGAUAUGAGCAGACAGUGUUUGGGGAUCACCUCUCUGGCUCAUUCCCUUCUGGCAUUUCCCAUUCUCUUCAGCAUUCAAAGUUUCCUGGAUUCGCUUUCUGGUUUCCCCAGAUAAGAAAAACUGAGAUGUUUUUUAGCUGCGCUCCUGCUUCUGCUGAGCCUCCCUCCUGGACCACACUAAGCCUCAUGCGAAAUGCCAAGGAAAGGGGAACUUACUUGUACUGUUCCUCAUCUGUCCUUCUCCAAGCAAGCUUGCCCUUCCUACCAGAGUCAGCCUGCCUCUGUUAGCAUUCUCGUAUAUUCAGGUCACAUGCUGGUUUGCAUCCUGCUUUUCUGACCACUCAUUCAACAAGUCAUGUCUUGCUCCUCAAAUCCUGAAAGGGAUUGGACCCAAUGCUGAAGGCAAAGAGGCUUUAAGUAUCCCCCCUUUCUCAACAGAAAUGCAAACAGCACUGAUGUGAAGGAGAGUUAAGGGCUUCUGGGCUCGGAGUACUUUCGAACCUCCUUCAAGCUAGUAUCUGCCCAGAUUUGAAUAAACAGUGAGCGAAACUACAGUGCGUUCAAGCAGGUUCUAGCUACGUUUGUGAAAGUGAGGAGCCGAUCCAACUUUCCUCCCAUCAUCUGAGCCCUCCGGUGCAGAGGCGGCUGGCAGCGGGGAAGCGGAACCUGCGGCGCGCGGCUCGGCUUCUGGCCGGGCGCGGGGCGCGGUGCACCACGGGCGCGCAGCACAGCCGGGCAUGGAGGAGCGCGGCGACCCCGAGCCCACCCCGGGCUGCAGCGGUCUGGGCUCGGGCGGCGGCGGCGGCGCCCACUCAUGGGCCCCCGAGGACGCCUGGAUGGGCACUCACCCCAAGUAUUUAGAAAUGAUGGAAUUAGAUAUAGGAGAUGCCACCCAAGUUUAUAUAGCAUUCUUGGUUUACCUGGACCUCAUGGAGAGUAAAAGUUGGCAUGAAGUAAACUGUGUGGGAUUACCAGAUCUCCAGCUCAUCUGUCUUGUCGGUACUGAGAUAGAAGGAGAAGGGUUACAGACUGUGGUGCCCACAGCCAUCAGUGCUUCCCUCAGCCAUAACAGGAUAAGGGAGAUCUUGAAGGCAUCUCGAAAAUUGCAAGGUGAUCCAGACUUGCCGAUGUCUUUUACUUUGGCCAUAGUGGAGUCUGAUUCCACCAUAGUCUAUUAUAAACUAACUGAUGGAUUUAUGCUGCCAGACCCUCAGAAUAUUUCUCUUAGAAGAUGACACCUAUACUUCCCGAUGCUUACUUUGUUCAUUCAAGAGUGGAUUUGAGACCCAUCAGCCUGCUUCGUCUUUUAUCUCAGAGAUAGUCAGGGUUGACUCAGCUGGUCAUAAUCCAUAAGUUUUCUUUUUGAAGAAUAAAAUUUUCCCAGAUAGAAGAAUGUUUUUUUGUUAAGAAGUGUAGGGUAGUUACUCUAGAACUUUCUUAUCUGGAGACAGAUUAAUUACAGUUGUAUACAAGUUUAUGCCUAGGAUGUGUUCCAAGGGAUGGAGUACGUGUGUUUCUUCUGUCAUCCCGCACCCACAGCUGCCUCGUUGUUCACUGCUGCCACUACUAGACUGUUGAGACUGCCACCGCCUUCCCUUACUCAGCCCUCCCGGGGCAUUAUGGCCACUACGGCGAGCCUGGAAUGGCAUGGCAUACACCUUGACACCUGCAGAGUUUACUUCAGUCUGCUUUUUCAGCCCCAGUAGAAAGUAAAAGUUUUCUUUCAAUUGGUUUUCAUGUUCCAAUUACUGUUACUUCCCUUUUUGGUUAACUUUAAAUCAAAACUAAAAAUAUGCUCAUCCAGAGUGUAAAAUUACAUGUCUAGAUUAAUAGGGACCAGAGAAGUGCUACCUACAGGAGUACAGGGCCAUCCUUUCCAUUCUUAUUACCACCACCCUUAUUAUAGCAUAGCUAGAAUGUUACAAGAGAGACAGUGGUGGACAGUGUCAGCCUUGAAAACAUCUUUAUUAAGUAGACUCAGUUAUUCUGCUUUUGUUAAUACUUCCCAAUUAAGUUGCCUAAAGUACAAAAAAUUAUAUGCACAAAGAUGUUCCAAGUGGCAUUACUUGUAAUAGCCCAAAUUAUAAAUCGCUUAAAAGUUUAAGUCAGGAAUCAGCAAACUUUUUCUCUAAAGGGCCAGAAAGGAAAUAUUUUAGGCUUUGCAGGCCCUAGUCUCUCUCACAGCUUCUGGACUCUGCAGUUGGUAGUAUAAAAAUAACCACAUAAACAAAUGGGCGUGGCUGUGUUCCAAUAAAACUUUACUUCCAAAUGCAGAGCCAUAGUUUGCCAACCCCUGGUCUGGGGAAGUAGUCAGUAAACAGAUAUAUAUAGCCAAUGAAUGGUACAUUAUGUACUCAUUAAAAAUUAGUAAUGAAUAUAAUGAGAAACAUGAGAAAAUAUUUGGUAAAAAGGCAAGGUACAAAAGUGUUUGAAUGGGUAUGAUCAUAGCUGUAAAUAACACACCAAGCAUAUAAAUAAAAAGAUGACAAACUACUGUAGUUAUAAUAGGAUGGCAGGGCAGUAAAUGGAUGACUUUGUCUUUCUUCAAUAUUUCAGUUUUUGUUUAUUUGUAUUACUUUUAUAAUAAAAGUGUUUUAAAAUAAAGUGUCUUGAAAUCUA